CCUUCUCUAAUUUCUUUCUUUCUCCUUCUCUGUCAAAAAUCGAAAUCAUCAAUCCACAUUUUCUCUUCUUCUCUAUUUUCUUUAGGAGUGAUGGAUCGAGCAAAACCACUGUUGUUUGUUUUGUUUUUUCUAUUUUAUGGGUUAGUUUAUCAAGUAACACUUUACUUGUUUCCUCUACCCUUCCAUUUCUUAGAAUUUUUCAAGAGUCAGUAUGUUCAAAAAGCCAUGACAUAUAUUUUAUUGGCGAUUCCUCCUCCUUUGAUGUUAGCGUGUAGCAUCAAGUAUGAAAACAAACUAUCGAAUCAUGUCAUCCACUUUUUUAUAUCGGGAAAUAAUGACUUCACAUUUGAUUCCAUUUCUAGUUGGUUUCAAGUGGGUCGAUACCUAUUUUACGAAGAAGAUUUAGCCCUAGUUGUUUUCACAUCAAACGUAUUCUUCAUCUUCAUCAUCUUUCUAGACCAAAUUGCUCAAAAUGAAGAUAGAAUCAUGUUGGUGAAGAAAAUUGUCAAGAGAUGCAUCUACGGUGUUUUGGUUUUGCUAUACCUCGGACGGACGUUCAAAACGGACUAUCUCCCUUUUCCUUUGCCCGGAUGUAUAAUCCCUCUCAUCCCGGCCAUUAUGGGUGGUUACCUUAUAGUAAGACUCAUCAUUAGUUUUUAUAAACAUAUUUUAUGUUAAUUCUGAUACUAAAGGAUUAUUUAUGUCUUGUUAGGUAUUUUGC
Solanum stenotomum is the source of this 721-nucleotide messenger RNA. RefSeq lists its product as uncharacterized. Lineage: Eukaryota; Viridiplantae; Streptophyta; Magnoliopsida; Solanales; Solanaceae. The record is from RefSeq and is a predicted model, not a curated record. The coding region runs from base 91 to 678 and encodes 195 amino acids. The transcript has a single exon.